This is a messenger RNA of Orbicella faveolata, 3189 nucleotides long. RefSeq names its product iron-sulfur cluster co-chaperone protein HscB-like. Gene Ontology annotation, biological process: [2Fe-2S] cluster assembly; protein complex oligomerization. The record is from RefSeq and is a predicted model, not a curated record. NCBI's taxonomy places the organism in Eukaryota, Metazoa, Cnidaria, Anthozoa, Scleractinia, Merulinidae. Gene Ontology annotation, cellular component: mitochondrion. Gene Ontology annotation, molecular function: protein-folding chaperone binding; ATPase activator activity.
GUAAUUUGCCUUCAGCACAGCGCAGUUGCGGUGUUACUGUUGGAAGUUUGAGCUUAUAUGUGCGAGGUGAUAAUAAGCACUACACAGUAUGUUUGGCAGAAGAUUUAUUCCAAAGAUCGCCGCUUUCUUUCCAACGGGAACCAUGAAUAAUUCGAUUUCUCGGUCAAGAAACGCAUGGCUACUUACGGGACAAUACAACAAGUAUGCUAGCAGCGCGAAAAGCAAGCGUCGGUCGAAGGACAGACUAUGUUGGAAGUGCAGCGCUAUACUCAAAUCAGCAGUGGAGUUCUUCUGUCCUUCUUGUAACAUAAUUCAAAGGCCAUCAAAGACAGCAACGUAUUUUGAGCUGCUGAACAGCCCCAAAACAUUUGACAUCAACACAACACAGCUGGCAGAGGAGUAUAAAAGACUACAGUGGAAACUACAUCCUGAUAAAUUUAGUGACCUGUCAAAGAAUGAGAAAAGCUUAUCUGAGGAGCAGUCAUCGCUGGUAAAUGAAGCUUACCAUACUCUUCUAAAGCCACUCAAGAGAGGCCUGUAUCUUUUAAAUUUAAAUGGUGUACCUGUUACAGAAGAUGAGGCAACAUCGACAGAUGUAAAAUUCUUGAAUGCAAUAAUGGAAAAAUAUGAACAAAUUUCAUCAGAUGAGGAGAAAGCAAAGGAAGUCUAUAUUGAAAAUACUGGAGAUCUGAAGGAGUGCCUUAAAAAUGUUUCAAGUGCUUUUGAGAAAGGGGAUAUGGAGACGGCUAGGCAGGAGAUGGUGAAGCUGAAUUAUUUCUCUAAAAUAGAUGAAUUUAUCAAGGAACGAGAGAGCUGGGACUAAUCGAUCAGUCACAACAACAAGGCAAACAGUGUGUCCAAACUUGAGGACCGAUACCACACAUGAAAUAUAACUUGAAGUGGAUUUUACUCAGAUAAGGACCAGAUGAUCUGUCCGGACGGAUAAUCAUUCUGUAGUAUAAAUCGAGCCAUCUUCAGUUCCCCUUAGCCUAUGUUGUCGAGAGAGCCGCCAUCUCGCAGUUAAAAGACUAGAUUUUUUUUCCUAAUAAUUUACAAGCAACAAUUUCUGCGCUCUCGUAUUGGCUAAGGGUACGUCAGAACAGUGCAGAAAAUUGAAGCUGAGUGCAGAAAAAAGAAAUCAAUUCAGCGCAAAGCGGUGAAAUGAAAACUGUUGGACAGAUACGGCAGCUUCAUGCACAAUCGAAUCUCGGACAAAAAAUGCGUACAAAGAGAAUGCUUAAUUCAAACUGUGUACAACGACGUUUUAAUGCAAACACUUGAAAUGUGAAGCAUAGCGAGAAGACUAGUUAUAUAUAUCUCGAGAGGUAACCGCUCGUUUCGCCCGAUGUCAGUUCACCCGGACUACAAGGACUGUAAGUCUGUUCACUCGGACUGAAAGUUUCAAGAACGAUAUGUUUAAAAGCUUUCUUUCUUUAAACUAAACGAGCGAAAAAGACAACAUUUCGGAACAUUGUGGGGAAAAUGAAACAAAUAUACAAAAAAUAUGCCAGCUCUCGUUUUUUAAUCCACUGACUACGGAGCUGACAGUCCAGGCCAACCGACCAUCCGUUCCAGCGAAUGGAUUCGGGCGAACUCACUUCCGGGCGAAACGACCGCAGUUCUCUCGAGGUGAGAAAGACGAGUAAUCAACGUAAAAGUUUUAAGGACUAAGACGUAACACAUUAUGCCCGCAUAUUUUGGAGCAUAGUAUGGGUAGAGUAUCGUGCAUAAUGGGGGCAUGCAUUUUGAAAGAAAACAAUUUUAUUUUAUGUUUUGUUGAUAUUUAGACCUUUUUAGCUACUAGUCAGUUGUGGUAACAGGUUUUUGGGCCGCUUAAGUUGUUAUCCUUGUUACAACAAUCCAGAGGGAAACACGCUUGCAGCGACGGACUUUGUCAGACUCCUAGAGGACUCGGGAUCUGUUACAGCAAAACAAUCCAACGGGAAGACAGAGAAUACGCAGUUACUUGGGUCCAACUGUAGAGUUUAAUCCACUGCCGUACUCAUAUCAGAACGUAACCCGAAUGUAACCAAUACGGGAUGGUGGUAUCCGGCGUCCCACCACCGGGAGCGUAACCGAAGAACAAUUUACAAAACACCUGUAUUUAUGCUAGACUCUAAACAAGUAAUCUAAUAUUUCGUUUAGUAAUCCUAAACUGCUAUUGGCUGCCAGUGAGCUCAUCGUUGUUCUAGGCUAUUUCGUCAUAGGUAGUCAGUUAUUCUGCUCGUAAAUAUUAACUACUUACAACUCAGGUAGUUCUCAGUACAAGGUGUUACACGAUAAUACAGAUAGACAGGUGGUUACUAUGGUUAUUGGACUUUCACUUGACUGCUAACUGUUGGCUUUUUUAUGAUUAUGAAUACUGGCAAAUUCUCCCCUCACACAGUCCAUUAAAUUGGUAAAAAAUUGUGAAUAUCUCUAGCUGUAAGGUUUAUUAAAAAGUCGCGUGUGCUGAAAGUACACACGACACCAAAAACUAAUGUGGAUGCACCUAUGACCAAAAAACCAAUUUCUUGUACUGUUUACAAGCAACCUUUCAAAAUUGCUAUUUCACAAUACGAUAGUGAAUAUGGGCAAAUGCAUCAGUCUUUUUAUUCGGUUUAAAAUGAGAAAGAUAUAUUACGCGUCUUAUUACCAGUUAGAAGUCGCUUGUAACACCUUGUUCGAGAACACGACACAAUGAUAUCCCGAGCACCGCGCGGCGCGGCCUCCAUUCUUGUCCCCAGUGCUGGUCGUUUUAAAAGUCGAUCACAUGACUAAAAGAAACGGAGGCUCUGGGGAGGAGAAUGCCGCGCCUAUCACUCCAUCGAAACAGUGAAAAUUAUUUCGAUCGUUCAUUUGGUGAAAGAAAUAGAAUUUGUUUUCUUGUGUGCCAAGAGAAAAAGGUUGGGGUGCAGCCGCUGAGUCGUGCAGCGUUUUUAUCCACAGCUUUUCUUUAACACUGGGCUGCGCGCGCUUUAACUGUCUGUGGAUGUUGUUUGUAAAAUUUCUACUAAUUAACACAGGGGCAUUUCCUAAAGUAAAUAAAAACUUUUGCGAUAAAAAACCUGGAUGUAAACAAAACGCAAACAACUUUACUGGGUAUCAAUUGGUAUUUUUAUUGGUACUUAAAACUGAACGUCACUUCCGUCGACAUAAUUUUCAUUGUGAUUAUGACGUAUAAUUAACAAGUUUGAUUCGUUCGUAUGA